AUGCCCCGGGUUCUGCCACCCUCGUUUCCCGCGUCUGGAUCCACCAAGAAGAUGCCAAAAAGAACGAUCGAAACUGUGGACCUGACAGGUGAUGAUGAUCUUCCACCACGCUCUAGAGCCAAAGUACCAAAGCAAAGGGCAUCUCAUGCCUCUUCCCAUCGAGAUCAUGCGCAGUUGCCGACUCCGCCCUCAUCCAGCCAGCCUAGCUCUUCAAGCAACCGUCCCAAGCACAAUUACAGCGGAUUUCCCUCAUCAUUGGGCUCACGAUCAUAUCGCUCUUCGGAAAGAGACCUGUGGCCAUCCACGCAAGAACAGGAAGCUGAGAUUGCAUGCGAGAUUGUGCUAACUGAGGACUUCGACGACGACGUUUACGAAAGCUAUCAGCUGUACGGUAUCCUUGAUACCAAGGUUGUGGGCUGCAGAUUCUACGAUGGCCAAGCUACGACCGGCGAGUAUGUGAAAGUGAAGCGUGAGCCAAGCAAUCCUUAUGACAGCAACGCCAUUCGAAUUGAUAACGUACUUUGUGAUCAAAUUGGGCACAUCGGCAGGCAGGUGGCAGCUAAGCUGGCUCCCCUGAUGGACUCUGGUCAGCUACUUGUUGAGGGCUGCCUCACAGGACCAAAGUCAUUCUAUGAUUGUCCAAUCGGCCUUAAAUUAUUUGGUACGAGUGAUCCUGUUGCCGGAUCCGCUCUUGCUCGCAGGAUGCAAGAGUUGAGGCUCCCCCUCAAUCAGUACGGUCAAUUCAAAAGACGGUUACAAGAGCAGGAAAAGGAGCGGAAAUCUCGAGAGAAGGCAGCAGCAGCUAUGGUCCGCAAGGGAAAUGCUGUAUAUGACCUUCAAGGUCCCAAUAGAUACAGCAAUUUCAUCCCCCCAAAUAGCGCUGCAAGUCAACCACCCGAACGCAUGGAUCAACUCCUGAAUGGCACAAGUACUUUCAACCCCCGCGAUGUCGAAGACAUGCUCCACAGAAUUGGUGCUGGAGAGGACGUUCUCGAGAAGCUGCCAAUGGCUGAGCAACCCAAGCAACUUGCAACCCGUCUACUCCCAUAUCAGCUACAAGGUCUCCAAUGGAUGCUAGAUCAUGAGUUCCCAGAAUUGCCGCAAAGGAGCGGUGAUGUUGUACAGAUGUGGAAGAAGAAGGGCAAACUCUACACCAACAUCGCAACGAAUUUCUCUUUCAGUCAAGCUCCGCCGCUCGCCAGCGGCGGUAUCCUUGCUGAUGAUAUGGGUCUUGGCAAAACUAUCCAGAUAAUAUCUCUCGUCAUGGCCGAUCCGCACAAAGACGGCCAACCUACGCUAAUUAUUUCUCCCUUGAGUGUCAUGAGCAACUGGAGUCAUCAAGCAUCUUUACAUGUCAGGAAGAAAUACACACCAAGAGUACUGACGUAUCACGGCGCGGAAAACAAAAACUUGUCUCGGGAGGAGCUACAGAAGUACGACCUUGUCGUUACAACCUACCAGACCAUGACGCAGGAACUUUUCCCAAAUCGCUCCUCAGAACCUAUCCGGACUCCUGCAGCAAAGGGAUUGUUCUCAAUGACUUGGCGACGACUUGUUCUAGAUGAAGGCCACCAAAUUCGGAAUCCCAAAGCCAAGAUGUCCCUUGCAGCAUCCAAGCUGGACGCCAAAUCUCGCUGGGUGUUGACAGGCACGCCGAUCGUGAAUAACCUGAAAGAUCUGUACUCGCAUGUCAAGUUUUUGCGUCUAUCGGGCGGUUUAGCUGAGUUCGAGAUAUUCAACUCGACCCUUAUUCGGCCUCUCAAGAAUGGAGAGGAUGGCUCGCGUUUGCUGCUGCAAGCUCUAAUGUCAACACUAUGUUUGCGUCGAAUGAAGGACAUGAAGUUUAUCGAUCUGAAGCUUCCAGACCUCAGCUUUCACAAGUAUACCGUUCGCUUCUUGCCUCACGAGCAGGAACGUUACGAUGCUUUCAAGGCGGAGGGGCAAGGUCUGCUCCAAUCUGUCAAGGUUAAGAAGGGAGAAAACAACAUGACGCACCUACUUGAGGUUCUUCUCCGACUACGCCAGACCUGCAAUCAUUGGAAAAUGUGUGGCGACGAGCGAGUAAAGAAGCUGCUAGAACUUGUGGAAGGCAAUACUUCGGUAGACGUAUUGAAUCCUGCCAAUCGAAAGGCCCUUCAGGAUCUGUUACAACUUCGUAUUGACUCACAAGAUGACUGUUGUGUCUGCCUCGACAACCUCAAAAGUCCCGUCAUCACAUCCUGCGCUCACGUCUUCUGCAGAGACUGCAUCGAGAGGGUCAUAACAACUCAACAGAAAUGCCCUAUGUGCCGUGCGCCCUUGGCAGAAAAGGAGAAGCUUGUCGAGCCGGCAGCGGGAAUCGGUGAAGGUGACGAGUGUGACAUGGAUAUUGAUCCGGACACAAGCAGCAGCAAGAUCGAGGCUCUUAUCAAGCUCCUCAAAGCUGCUGACGCCGAGAGCGAUGGCAAGACAGUGGUCUUUUCGCAGUGGACAUCGUUUUUGGACAUCGUCCAAGUCCAACUCCUUCGCGAGGGUAUGAACUUUACGCGACUGGACGGCAAGAUGAACUCUGCGCGUCGUGAUGCAGCAAUGGACACUCUCAACAGUGAUGCAUCUUGCAAGAUCAUGCUGGCUUCUCUCUCUGUCUGCUCUGUCGGGCUGAACCUCGUGGCUGCCAAUCAGGUCAUCUUGGCCGACUCAUGGUGGGCUCCAGCAAUUGAAGAUCAGGCCGUCGACCGGGUCUACCGACUCGGACAGACUCGAGACUGCAAGGUGGUGCGGCUGAUCGUGGAGGGCACGAUUGAAGAUGAAGUGCUUGAGAUACAGGCGAGGAAGAGAAAGCUUGCAAGCGAGGCAUUCGGCGAAAUCGACGCCGGCAAGAAGAGGCAGGAACGCACGGGAACCCUCAGGGAUAUUGAACGCCUUUUAGCCUAA
This is a messenger RNA of Exophiala spinifera, 2913 nucleotides long. RefSeq lists its product as uncharacterized. Lineage: Eukaryota; Fungi; Ascomycota; Eurotiomycetes; Chaetothyriales; Herpotrichiellaceae. Bases 1 to 2913 code for a protein of 970 amino acids. The record is from RefSeq and is a predicted model, not a curated record. The transcript has 3 exons. Gene Ontology annotation, molecular function: nucleic acid binding; ATP binding; hydrolase activity, acting on acid anhydrides, in phosphorus-containing anhydrides.